This is a messenger RNA of Miscanthus lutarioriparius, 1185 nucleotides long. The record is from the annotation of a GenBank genome assembly. Lineage: Eukaryota; Viridiplantae; Streptophyta; Magnoliopsida; Poales; Poaceae.
AUGGCUGACGACGCGGAGACCGAGAAAGCGACGGUAGCAGCGGAAGACGUGGGCAAACCUCCAGAGCUCUCGAAGAGCGCGAGGAAGAAGCUGCAGAAGCAGGAGCGGCAGGCGGAACGUAAGGCAGCCCGGAAGGCGGCGGAGAAGGAGCGCCGGCGCGCCGACGUGGAGCGGCGGAGGCGUGAGUGGGAGGACGCUCUCGCCGCCGCGCCGUCGGAUGAGGCCCGGGCCGAGAUGGUGGCGGCGCGGCGGGAGACGCGGCGCGAGCGGGUGGGCCGGCGGGCGGAGGAGCGCGGGGCGCGAGCUGACCGGCUCAGGCGCGCGGCCGAGGGCGCGGGCCAGAAGGUGGUGCUGGACCUCGAGUUCGCGGACCUUAUGCGGCCCAACGAGAUUCAUAGCCUCACGCAGCAGAUUAUGUACUGCUAUGCAGUGAAUGGGAGAUCUGCAAACCCAGCUCACCUGUGGUUGACAGGUUGCAGUGGAGAAAUGGCGACCCAUCUUCAGAGAAUUCCUGGGUAUGAUAAGUGGAUCAUUGAAAAGGCGGCCAGGCCUUAUAUUGAAGCAUUUGAAGAUCGUAAAGAAAACCUUGUGUAUCUUACAGCAGAUGCUGAGACAGUGCUUGAUGAUCUAGACAUGUCGAAAAUAUACAUCAUUGGUGGCCUGGUGGAUCGAAAUAGAUGGAAGGGCAUAACGCUGAAAAAGUCAGCUGAGCAUGGAAUUCAAUCUGCAAAGCUUCCUAUUGGAAACUACCUAAAAAUGUCAAGUUCUCAGGUUCUUACAGUUAACCAAGUGUUUGAGAUAAUGUUAAAGUUUGUGGAAACAAGGGACUGGAAGACGGCAUUUUUCCAUGUGAUUCCACAAAGGAAGCGAGGAGAAGCUGAAACUGGAGAUGAUGGGGACAAUGGAAGCUUGGAUGAUAAUGAUGGUGCCCCCGAAGGCGCUGCAGAUGGAGACCUUUCCGAGGAAGACCUGAACAAGGGUUUCGACGAGGAGGUGGACGAUGAUGGGGAUGAAGAGCUGGAAGAGGAAGAAACGGAUGUCUCCAACAAGAGGCAGUGUGUUAGAUGCGAAAACAGGGAAGCUGGGGAUCACUCCUCUGGCGCCGUAGCAGAGGCGACAUCAGACGGGGACGCCACGCUCCAGGCUGAGCAAGCCAAGAAAUCAAACAACGUUGGCGGGGACUGA